GGGGAGCCGGGUGUGAAGGGAGCGGUUGGGAAACUAGGUCGUAGUGGUGUGAGAGGAGAUAAGGGAUCCCCAGGGUCAGAGGACCCCGGAGAGCCAGGGGAGUCGGGCUCAGCAGGGUCUCUGUUCCAUUCUGCCUUCAGCGUGGCCAGAGGCACCGCCCAGCCUCCAGAGAAGGCCAGCCCCAUCAGAUUUACCUCUGUCAUCACUGAUGUUAACAAUGACUACAAUACAGAGACUGGACGCUUCAGGUGCCGCGUUCCGGGGACGUACUACUUUGUGUACCACGCGUCGUCUGAGGAGAGACUGUGUCUGGUGUUCAAACUGGAUGGAACCAGUCUGGCCUCCUUCUGUGACCUGAAGUACGGGAGCACGAAGAGACAGGUGAGUUCGGGGGGUCUGGCUACGUACUUGAAGAAGGAUCAGGAGGUGUGGUUAGAGACCAACGAUUACAACGGCAUGACGGGAAAACCUGAAGGGAACAGUCUCUUCUCUGGCUUCCUGCUCUACUCUCACUAACCUGAAAGGAACAGUCUCUUCUCUGACUUCCUGCUCUACCCUCACUAACCUGAAGGGAACAGUCUCUUCUCUGGCUUCCUGCUCUACCCUCACUAACCUGAAGGGAACAGUCUCUUCUCUGGCUUCCUGCUCUACUCUCACUAACCUGAAGGGAACAGUCUCUUCU
Molecule: messenger RNA, 682 nt
Organism: Oncorhynchus nerka (sockeye salmon)
Lineage: Eukaryota; Metazoa; Chordata; Actinopteri; Salmoniformes; Salmonidae
Product: complement C1q subcomponent subunit C-like
Molecular function (GO): protein binding
Source: RefSeq, a predicted model, not a curated record